AUGAUCGCUGUGCCUAUGUCCAUCGGUACACUAUUCUUCUUCUCAAUUCUGUUACUCCUCUGGCGCAAGUUCCACCCUCGGACGUUCCACAAAGUCGUCGACUCGAUCCCCUUCUUCGGCUGCUUCGGGAGAUGGCGCAAGACGCGAGAAAAGAACAAGCAGGUCAGAAGAAUGCGCAGCCUGGGUAUUUUGACGGGUGAUAAUGAUGGCUUGAGUGGCCCUGUGACAGGCGGGACAGACACUUAUGCUCGCCACCUCAAGAAGUUCGAGGACGACGCAGCUCGCGCUAGGGAGAAGAUGUCCUUCGAGACACCUACUCGUACUCCGGCUUCCCCUUACACGCCCGGGGGUAAGAGCAGACGAAGCAACAGUAUCACCGCUCUUCCCAAGUUUGGGAGCCCUUGGAAAUCACCAAAACACAGCACGCCUUUGACCGAGAGCCACGAUGCAAUCCCUUUGAAUCCUUCUCCUAUGCGCAACGGUGCGCGGGCUUAUGGACCAUUCAAGCGUACCAAUCCAGAGGAUACCGACAGUUUGCAAUCUUGGGAAGAGAAGUGGUAUGCUUUAGGCAGCGAGCACGGAACUCCAAGAUCGAUCAUGAAGGCUACCACAGGAGUCAACGAGAUUGGAGGUCAUGGGAUGCAGAGCAUAGACGAGUUCGAAGCAGAGUCUGGCCCGGGGCAGUCAUGGAGAAAGCUUGUUUAA
Molecule: messenger RNA, 705 nt
Organism: Cladophialophora yegresii CBS 114405
Lineage: Eukaryota; Fungi; Ascomycota; Eurotiomycetes; Chaetothyriales; Herpotrichiellaceae
Exons: 1
Coding region: 1-705 (234 amino acids)
Source: RefSeq, a predicted model, not a curated record